AUGAUAUUCUGCGCCCCCUGGGGGAAGCCACAGGCGGAAUCCAGAUCCCUCUCCGAGAUUUAUAAGCCUCCUGAUGGUCGGCUGACCAAGGAUGUGCUUCUUGGAGAAGGCGGCACCGGAGAAGUCUACAAGGGACGACACCAUCGAAGAGGCGUGGUAGCGGUGAAGAUCGCCAACAUCAGCCGAGAUGAAGAGUCAGUCAUGAGGGAGCUGAAGUUUCUCCAGCAGUUCGGAGGCCACAAGAACAUCGCCUCUUACUAUGGAGCUUACUACAGGGCUCCACUCACGGAGUGCUCAUCGGAGCACUUGGAAAUUGUUCUCGAGUACUGUGGUGGCGGCUCUCUCCACACCCUCAUCAGCAGGACCAAUGGCCAAUCCCUGAAGGAGACCUGGAUUGGCUAUGUCUGCAAGGAGGUUUUAAAGGGGCUGCACCACAUCCACAAGAACCGGGCCGUUCAUAGAGACAUCAAGAGCCUGAACAUCAUGCUCACAGAGACGGCCAAAGUGAAGACCAUCGACUUUGGAAACAGCUGGGACCUGGACCCCCAGACUGGAUUGUGCCACGAAGCAGACGGGACUGCACAUUGGAUGGCACCCGAGGCCAUAAGGCAGAAGGGCCAGCGCCUGGCGUACGACACCAAAUGUGACAUCUGGUCGCUGGGCAUAACCGCCAUCGAAAUGGCUGAGGGAAAACCACCAUACGCAGAUGAAUACCCGGUGGAGCACCUGAUUAGAGAAGCCCAACCACCGAGGCUUCAAUCAAACAACUGGUCACAACAUUUCGUGUCCUUCUUGGAGUCGUGUCUGAAGAAGGAUCCUUCGGAGAGAGGGAGUGCUGAAGAACUCCUGCAGCACCCAUUUGUCACCCAACUGCCGCCUAAGAAGAUCAUCAGGGCUGAGAUUGAAAACCAUCUCCGGACUCUGCAGAACCGGCCGGCCAAGAAAGGACUGAAGGAAAGAGCUCUCUGGACCCUGCGGCUCGCUUAUGACUUCUGCACACGGACAUCGGCAGAACAAGAAGCAGCUCUGCAAAUGGCCCUGGAGGGCUUCUCCUGUUAGUGAUCUUGUGGCCAAUUACAUCAACAGCCCAGAAUGAGAUUCCUAAAUCACAGCAGAGGAAAAAGAAACAUCCACAGGAUCCAGUGGCAUCUGCAGCUCCACCAGCAACAUCUCCUUUCAGGCUACUGCAGUUCAACCAGUGGGGACUUCAAGAUUCCCGCAACUCCACCAGCAGGGACUUUAUAUCCUUCUGUAGCUCCAUAUUCAUAUUCUUUUCUGACUACCACAUCGCCACCAGUGGUGUCUUCAGUUUACAUCACUCCCCCAGCAGUCUCACUUUCAAGGGCCACAUCACCACCUCACUUUUCAACUGUAGUUCCAUAGUUCCAACCAUCUUCCUUUUUUUGCAGACUACUACAACUCCAACAUCUUGCCUUAAGCAUCUACUUUUCACACAUAGCCACCAUAGCUCCAACAUUCAUCUCCACCUCUACAGCUCCACUAGCAGCAUUCACACCAUAGCUCCACUAUUAGGACCUUAGUUUUCAUUAGUAUCCAAUUACCACUGCUCCACCCAAGGACUUUUCACUUAACUUUAGCUCCACCACCAGCCCUUAUCCCAUAUUUUACCUCUACCCAUAGGUUCUGUCCUUGUGCUAACACACCUCCACCAAUAUCUUCUUUUAUUUACAGAUCAUCAAGCGUUUCUCCUCUUUAAAAUAUCUUUGAAUCCUCACCCUUCUUCCUGUACCUCCAUUUUUUCUUCCAUUCCACCAAUAACAAGACAUUUAGUCACCACCACACACUAAUAAUGAUGCCCCCUGCCCCCUACACAGAGGCUUCUCUUCUCUAUUUUUUUCUUUUGCUUCCCCCCUGCAAUCUCCUAACACCAUUUCCUCAGUGGUUUCUCCUUUCUCCUUUUUCAAAUUGUCUUUCUAUCCUUUCCAGCCUUCCACUCAACAACCAGUCACAUCUCCUACUCUAAACCCUCACAUAAACUCUUAGUACUGAUACGGACAUAAACUCUUAGUAUAAGUUGAUCCAGGGACUUGUCCGAUUGCCCUUUGGGAGUCAGGAAGGAAUUUUUUCCCCCUCUGAGGCAAAUUGGCUCCGGCAUCAGAUGGGGUUUUUCGCCUUCCUCUGGAUCAACUUCUAAAUAGGAAGAUCCCUUUUACAACUUGAACCUAAUGAAUGUGAGUCCUUCCCAACCUAAAUUAGUAUGAAUUAAUCUAAAAUGCAUAAAUAAAACAAUCACUUUAUAAAUAAAUAUGUUAAUACACA
Messenger RNA from Xenopus laevis (African clawed frog), 2280 nucleotides. RefSeq names its product traf2 and NCK-interacting protein kinase-like. The record is from RefSeq and is a predicted model, not a curated record. Lineage: Eukaryota; Metazoa; Chordata; Amphibia; Anura; Pipidae. The coding region runs from base 1 to 1059 and encodes 352 amino acids. The transcript has 13 exons.